Macrosiphum euphorbiae (potato aphid) is the source of this 288-nucleotide messenger RNA. Lineage: Eukaryota; Metazoa; Arthropoda; Insecta; Hemiptera; Aphididae. The record is from the annotation of a GenBank genome assembly.
AUGGCAUCGGACGAGUACGCACUAGCUUUGUUAGCCCUCGCGUUAAUUAUGAAAAAAAAAGAAACAAAACCAGUGAAAAGGAAACGAAAAAAGUGGUGUAAGGAUUGGUUAUUAAAAAGAGCUACUUAUAGUCAUGUAAACUUAUUAAAUGAAUUAAAAUUUGAACCUGAAGAUUUUAAAAACUAUCUCAGAAUGGACGAAAAAACAUACCUUGAAUUACUUUCAAUGGUGACUCCUAUGAUAAAAAAAAGAAGACACUGUUAUGAGAAAAAGUAUUUCUGCGCAUGA